Molecule: messenger RNA, 7480 nt
Organism: Xyrichtys novacula (pearly razorfish)
Lineage: Eukaryota; Metazoa; Chordata; Actinopteri; Labriformes; Labridae
Source: the annotation of a GenBank genome assembly
AUGGCAGAGAAAGAGGACUGGGAUAAGCUUGUGGAGAGGAAAGGGGUAAGUUGAACACUAAGCGUGAUUGUCAUACCCAUGUUUGUUGUGUCUGUUCUGUGACAGCAUGUAAAUAAUCCUGAUGGAUGGUGUUGGUAUUUUAAAGAGGUUUGACUGAUGUUCCCUGACAGAGACUAACAGUGGUCUUGGCUUUGGCAACGCUCAUAUCUGCAUUUGGUUCGUCAUUCCAGUAUGGUUAUAAUGUGGCUGUGAUCAACUCUCCAUCACCGGUAACCAAAGCAUGGAAAAUAAAGCUUUACUGAAACAUGCAUCUAUACUGUACUGUGUCUCUUAAUGUAUUUCCAUGUCUUGUAGUUCAUGCAGCAGUUUUAUAACACCACCUACCUGGAGCGCUAUGGCACACCAAUGGAAACAAACUUCCUCACUCUGCUGUGGUCCCUGUCUGUGUCCAUGUACCCACUGGGAGGUUUCUUCGGCUCUCUGAUGGUGGCCCCUUUAGUCAACAAACUAGGGAGGUAAGGCUGCAAGUGUUUCGCCCAUCUAAGAGAGAAUGUUCCACAUUUUGUUUGUCUAAAACGUUUUCAAAUGCAGGAAAGGCACACUCCUCUUCAACAACAUCUUCUCCAUCGUCCCUGCUGUGAUGAUGGGGGUCAGCGAGAUCGCCAAGUCGUACGAGAUCAUCAUUGUGGCGAGAUUUAUCGUGGGCAUCUGUGCAGGUCAGAUUUAUUUGAGUGAUAAAAACUUGAAGAGUCUUCCUGAUGUCCUGAUGUGUCUGUCUCUGUAACGCUGAGUUAGACACGCCCUCGAGAGAGGAAUGUUGCUGACUGCUUGCUUCUCUAGUUUUACCAACAACAGCAACGACCGCACCAUAGCAAUACACAGUAGUCUAUGACUCCACGCACAAACCUCAACCAAAUAGCCACAAAUAAUGCUCAGAACAGCACCUAACUUUAUCAACAGUACAUUUAGGGUCCCAGCCAUAGCACUAGCCAUCAAACAUCAAACGUUUCUAUAGCAAAGAGACAAAACACAAUUCACAUACUGUCUUCCAGCAGCCUCUUGUUUGUGGGGGAGCCCUGACGAGUCGAUCACCGAGUGCAGCCGAGAUUUGCAGCUCAAGGAAGAACAUUUAUGAUUACUUCAUGGGAAUGCAAUCAGACCGAGACGCUAAGGCAACUGCUGCGUCUGCAGUGCAAAAUGUAUAUUAUGAUGAUUAUUACUUCAAGGAAAUGAUCCGCUACACUCGGUGAUCGACUCGUCAGGGCUCCCUUUAAAAAAGUGGCUGCUGGAGGAGAGUAGGUGAGUUGCGUUUAGUCCCUUUGCUAAAGAAAUCAGGCAAAGCUAAAAAGAUGUUUGACGGCUAGUACUAUGGCUGGGACCCAAUAUGUACUGUUGAUGAAGUUAGGUGCUGUUCUGAGCAUUAUUUGUGGCUAUAGAGUGGCUUUUUGGUUGAGGUUUGUGCGUGGAGAUGUAGACCGCUGUGUAUUGAUAUUGUGCAGUUGUUGCUGAAGUUGGUAUAACUAGAGAAGCAAGCAGUCGGCAAUAUUCAUCUCUUGAUGGGGUGUCUAACUCAGUGUUACAGUGUGUUUGACCCAAACUUAAAUUUACGCCAGAUUAUCCCUUUAAGAUCUUUCUGUUUGCAGGUCUCUCAUCUAAUGUUGUGCCUAUGUACCUGGGAGAACUUGCCCCCAAGAACCUGAGGGGGGCCCUCGGCAUUGUACCACAGCUCUUCAUCACCAUCGGCAUCCUCUGUGCACAAGUGCUGGGCAUCAGGAACAUUCUGGGCAACAGUACAGGUUGGUGUUAGGCUGGUCUCCAACAGAUGAAUUUUUUAGAUCAGUGUAUUAGUAAAGGAGAUGUCCCUGUUCCCUCUGUGUCCAGGUUGGCCCCUCAUGCUGGGUUUGACUGGCAUUCCUGCUGUGAUAGAGCUCGUGCUGCUGCCCUUCUUCCCUGAGAGUCCCAGAUACAUGCUCAUCCAAAAAGGAGAUGAAAAGACGGCAAAGAAAGGUAUGAAAACACAAAGACUGACUAACAAUGUUGGCGAAAAGGCAAGACCUCACAACUGGUUUGAGGAUUUCUUUGUGCGACUCUCUAUCCCUUUGUGGUUCAUGUAAGAAACAAGAGGCAGAUGGCUGCCCACCAUCAUGGCUCUGCUCAAGAGGUCUGCCUGGCCAAGAGCAUCCUCAUUGGCCAAAGAUGCAAUGUGCCUGCUCAUUAACAGGGUCUAGACCUGCUCUUUUAAGGUUCCUACUGUAACCUCAGUUGUAAUCUGGUGCUAUACAGAAUAAAAUGACUAAUUGAUCCUGAGGAAUACGACUGUACUCACUGUGUAUUUUCACCCUCAGCACUACAGCGGCUGCGAGGCUGGGACGAUGUGGAUUCAGAGCUAUCAGAGAUGCGUCUGGAGGACCAGUCGGAGAAAGCAGAGGGCCACCUGUCGGUGCUCAGCCUGCUGUCCCUGCGCUCCCUCCGCUGGCAGCUGUUCUCCAUCAUCAUCAUGAACAUGGGCCAGCAGCUGUCAGGGGUCAACGCGGUGAGGCGUGCCUGUCGUGCCAGUUGUACUUGUCCUUGUCUGUGACCCACUACUGCACAGACUGACUAUUUUAGACUAAUGCCGCAUCAGAGCGCUUAGUUUAAUCAACAACUGGUUUAGCUAAAAUAGACUUUGAAUCAUAUGGAUAAAGGAUCAGGACAGAAAAUAGAAUCUGUUUUCACUCCCACUGUUGUUCUAAUAAAUCUCCAACUCUUUCCCUCCACAGAUCUACUACUACGCAGACAGUAUCUAUGCCUCUGCAGGAGUCAAACAGAAUGAUAUCCAGUUUGUCACUGUGGGCACAGGUGCAGUGAAUGUCUUCAUGACUAUAGCAGCUGUGAGUACCUCUUCAGGUUAAAGCAGCUAAUAAUUCAACCCUUGACUGGAGGAGCUGGAGUCAGCAGUGCAUUGUUUGAUCAUAGUCAAGACAGGAGGAGUAAAUGUUUCUGAUCUGUUUGGGUUUGUAACACACAGGUUUUCAUCGUGGAGGCCUCGGGACGAAAGCUGCUCCUCCUCAUUGGGUUUGGGAUCUGCUGUGUAGCGUGUGUGCUGCUCACUAUUGCUCUCAACUUCCAGGUAUCACGUGAAAGCUUCAGACUAACACUUACCAUCUGUAUGCUGCUCUGCUGCCCUCUAGUGGUGUACUGUAGUAAGACACAACAUACUGAAAUACAGAUUCCUGAGGUCAGGUAAUUUGAAGGAUUGUUCUCUCCAAAAUGAAUAGGGUCAUGUUAAUAUUUAUUUAAAUUUAUACACAAACAACAUGGAGUACAUAAGUUAAGAUGAGGACAGAUAAACUUUGAUGCACCAGUUCAGUUUCAUCCUCAGUUCCAUAAGAGUUCGGACACUGUGUAAAAACGUUUAUACAAACAGAUUUUGAUGGUUUUCAAAUCAUUAAACAUUUAUUUGGUUGAAAGUAAUGCAAAAAUGACAUGUUGAGUUUUGAUGCUAAACUCUUUGUUUAAUAGAAAUCAAUUUUAAGAAAGCAAAACAAUAUAACUGCUCAUUUUAAAUUUAAGUCCACAACAUGUUUCACAAAAGUUAAGACAUGGGUAUAUCAACUAUUGUGUUACUUCUUUAGGUGCCAUUAGCACUCUUGCAUACUCAUGCCAUCACUGAUGCUGGUUCCUGUAGCAUGCACUAAAAAAAACAGGUGGUAACACUCCUCCCAGAGUGAAGAAUGUGGCAUCCAUAAUUCUGUGAGGACUGUCAAGUAUCUAUUCGACCACUCGGCAUUUUUCCUCUUUACUUCAAAGGGCUCAGAGAGGUCAAAGACACCUCUGGAUUAUGUUUAAAUAUAUAUCCAGCUUUGCGCAAAACAGCUUUAACAUAAAGUUGCAUAAGUAGGGACAAACUGUUCCAAAGACAGUGUUUUUGGAGUGGUUUUGAGUCCUCGCAGAGAUUUUUACUUCAGUGUCAAGUCUCUUUUUGAUGAAGUGUCAUCUAACAGGGGUCUUGGAUCACAGCCAUCCUGUAUUUGAUUUGGUCCAUGUCCCCUUUGUACAGAGGUUUUUUUUUAAUUCUCUGAAUCUUCUGAUGAUUGUAUGUAUGGUAGUAGUAGUAACAACAGGAGCCCUGGGGGAGCAGCGAAGAAAGUUACGGAGAAAAUCUCAUUUUGUUUUUGUAAAUCUUACACAACCAGAAAUGCGAUUAACCAAUUCUCGGCACAACCCUAGGUUUAAAUGUUCACUUGUUGUGUUGUCACAUUGGAAGCCUACUUUCUGCUGCACUUCAGCCCAACAACCCUGUAUGCCUGUUAGUGAGGAUGAGCGAUAAGUAAAGGAGAUGAAAAAUUAAAGAAAACACUCUUUUAAUCAAAACCACAAAAUGCUGAACUCUCCCCUAAACUUCAGUUAGUGGCAGACUGGUCCCAAAAAUACAGCAUAAAACUUUUAAAAGCUUUCAAAGCUGAGAGCAAGUCUUGGCAGGAAUUAAGAAGCAUAGUCAUCGCAGUGCAGCACAUAUCUGUGCUCCCUCAGGAUGAGGAACUGAUUGAACAGGGUUGGAUGAGCACUGAUUGCAGGCAGCUGCAAAGGCCCUGAUCACAUAAUGAAGGCAGGCACAGAGAGCUGCAGUGGAUCUAAUGGAAAGCUCAGGGGUUAGGAAUAAGCAACUGUUUACCGAUGCUGCAUAAAUGGUGUUUUUUAACCUUUUGACCAUAAAAUCAUUUUAAUAACAAGUUGCUUUGCAUUAGAAGCUAGGAAAGACAGAUGGCAUGACAAGACAAUGAGGAUGCAUUACUGACUAGACGUGAAAGGCCCAUCAUUGUAGAGCACCAUUCAGACUUCUUUGGCUAUUUGAAAACACUAAUUUGAUCUGAAUACAGAUAUUUUUGUUUUUAUGCCAUCUAAAAUACUGUGCUUGAUGGAGUCAACCUCAGUCUUUUAGCCUUGCUUUUAAUAACACUGAGUAACAGUCUGCUGCUAAUGAGUAGGACACAUAUUUUUUUGUUUUUCACACAGUUCUGUAUCAUUAAGCUCAAAGACAGAUUUAUCAGAGCAAACAUUUUCCCUUAGAAACACUGUUUAUAAGAUUGAAACAACAAUUAUUAUGGAGCCAAAAACAGACAAUUAGAGUUUAUUCUGAUGACUUGACAACUCUAUUUGCUGGGGUCAUGAGAAUUUGGAGACAUGACCACAGGGUUACCCACCCAUAAACAACACUGACCAUUAGACAGAACCACAAACCACAUACAUGUAACCCAACCCUAUGAGCUCACCUGUAUUGAAAAACCUGCAGACAAGCACCAAUAAGUCUGUGAUUUAGGAGAUCCACUAUAGAGAAUCAGGAAUAACCAGCUGACGAUUAAUCAUUCACAUUUAAAGAAGGUUCUGCUGCAUGUUUGUUCUUCUUGAAAGGAUCAAUACGUCUAGUUAAUGAUCACAGAGGUGUUUAUUUGUGUCAACAGGAGAGCGUGACGUGGAUGCCCUAUGUCAGCAUUGCCUGUGUCAUCACCUAUGUUAUAGGACAUGCCAUAGGACCCAGUGAGUACGAUCCCACCAGUGGUUAUAAACACACACACUCACACAUACCACAGGGUGCUCCAUUAGCUCACAUGUUGUUUGGAAAAAGCAGACAUGUAAUGAUAUAUGUUGUAAACCUGCACUCAGCUCUUUGACACAUGUGCCCUCUCAGACUGAUGAUGUGUCUCCAGUGUUUGGGUUGUUGAUAACAUCGUUUCUGUUUUCCAGGUCCCAUUCCUUAUGUGGUGACCACUGAGAUGUUCAGGCAGUCGGCCCGGCCCGCCGCCUUCAUGGUCGCAGGCUCUGUUCACUGGCUCUCCAACUUUACUGUCGGCCUUGUUUUCCCCUUUUUAGAGGUCAGUUACAUAACUUCUAAGAGGGCUGACUUUGGGGGAUUAAAGACUUCCUUUCAUACUGUCAUAGAUACAGAUGUUUUUCAUGUCAUAUCCCCACUGCGGUAUGGUAAUUUCAUUUUAUUUGAAAAAGUUUUCUUCACUUUCUCCUGACUCGGUUACGAAUUUCAGACAUUUUGUCCUGUAUAUGCACAAGUCAUGUUUUUCUUGAAGAGAUUCCUUAUCUUGCUUUGUUUGAAUAAAUACAUAUAUAAUAAAUACAGACUUAUCAAAAGUACAUUUACCGAUAAUGUUUAGGUACCAAGUGAACAAAUCACAUAUUGAGAAUCUUUGUAGAGGACAGGGACAAAGACAGACAAGACCGGUAGUUUUGGACAUUAAAAAUCACUGUACAGUGAAACAGGCGGUUUAUCAUGAAGAUUGACUUGUUUGGUCUUGGCCAGAGAUUUCUCUGCCUCAUCACCUCUGUAAAAACUGAUACUGCAGGUGCUGAUGGCCUAACAGUCUACGCACCUCGUCAUUUAGAAGUUAUAGACCUCAGUGCAGCGGUCACUGGUGUGAUGUCCAGCCAUGACAUGAUUUCCCCUCUCUCUCUGCCUUCCAUGUUUCCUGUGUCUGAUGAGCUGUGUGUACCAGUGUAUUGGGCAAACUAAAGGAAAACUGAUUCUGUAACAGUUAUAUUAAGUUUGAAUUAAGAACUUACUCAUAAACACACUUGAAAUUUAAUGUACUCAAUAAUAGUCCUUUCAAAACCCAUGAUUUUAGCAGUGUUAUCUUUGUUAAAAUACCACAAAAAUGAGAUUUACCUGAAAGUACUGCAGUCCUAAUCACUGAAUGGUUUCAGGCUUUUUAAAUACCUGAUAUUUUACUAUGAAGUAGGGGCAUAUGUGCAGACUUUAACACUAAAAACACCAGAAAACCUUUGGAUAUUUGUGUGGGGCUCAGUUUAACUUACAGUUCAACUAAAGUUUCUUAAUGAAAGCUUCAGAUGUUGUGACAAAACUUUAGAGUUUUAAAAAUGACCACAGACCAGUAAGCAACUUAUCCAAGUGGGAAAGUUGAAACCCAAAGAAACUUUAACAGUUCAUAAUGAACAAGUUUGCGAGAUUAUCAUUAAAAGCUAUUUUACAUUUUUCGGGGAUAACCCAUCAUACAUAUUUUUGUUCUAACAGAGUAUCUUCUUUGAUAAUCUUAAACUCCCAACUCCCUCUUUUAACCUCAAACCAAAAAGCAACCAAACAUGGCAUAUGCUUAACGAACAUAAACUUUCCAACAUAAAAGUCUUCAAAUUCUUUUUCACCUCAACUUAAAAAAAUGUUUUUGUCCAACUUUGAGUUUCUAGCAGACAUGUUUAUGUUGUUUCAUGCCGAUUGUCUCUCUGAUCAUAUUCCCUUUCCUCCUCACAGAGCGGCCUCGGGCCCUUCAGUUUUAUCAUUUUUUCUGUCAUCUGUCUGGCCACACUGAUCUACAUCUUCCUGGUGGUCCCUGAAACCAAGAGCAAGACCUUCCUGGAGAUCUGCCAGAUGUUCGCCAAGAGGAACAAAGUGGAGAUCAAACUGGGGGACGGGGAUCUGCCACUGAAAGAGAGUAAAGAAAAGCUGGAGGAUGCGGUGAAGAUCACAGCCUUCUGA